Sitophilus oryzae (rice weevil) is the source of this 5910-nucleotide messenger RNA. Its product is annotated as spatacsin. The record is from RefSeq and is a predicted model, not a curated record. Lineage: Eukaryota; Metazoa; Arthropoda; Insecta; Coleoptera; Curculionidae. Gene Ontology annotation, biological process: chemical synaptic transmission; axo-dendritic transport; axon extension. Gene Ontology annotation, cellular component: dendrite; synapse; cytoplasm.
UCUUGUACCUACAUAGUAUUUAAUAUAAUACAAUGCAUAAUAUUAGAUACCGAAAAUAUAUUAAAACGCAAUGUUCAAGUGCAACAUGUUUAGAAGAAAGUUCUGUAAUUAUCGAUAGUUGUAAAGAACCGAUAGUAUUGCAAAAAGAAUUAGUUGUAUCUCACCAUGUAAAGUUAAAUCUGUAUCCUUCUGCACCUCCUAAUAUAUCAAAAGAAAACUUGAGUUUGUGGAUUGGUUGGACUUAUAAGAAUGAUAAAGAGGUAAUAAGGGAAGCAGCAUUAAAGGGCCAUGUUCCGCUGGCUGAAAAAUUCCUCCUGGCGAAGAAUAAUGUCCCUAUUGAAGAAGUUAAGGAUUGCAUCAAAAAAGAGGUACUAAUAUGGGUUGACGAGCUUUUAGAUAGAAAAUUGAUCUUCAGAGUAUCAAGCAUACUUCAUGCUAUAGAUCUAGAUCCAGUUCAUGAACUUCAAAAAGUUUUUUAUACGACGAAAAUCAAAGAUUUGAGAGAAUAUAUCGGAAGCCAUCUAAGGAAAAUUAAUAAAUUGCCAUGUGACUAUGAGAAGCUGUGGAUUUUUUUGGAAAUCCUAACGCAAAGUAAAGGUGUAUCUAGUAGUGAUGAGAGUAUUGAAGGAUUAGACCACAAAUCUGGUUCGUGGAAAGAAGAGACAGCUGCAAAAUUAUUUAUAGAUACGCAUGACAAGCGCUUGGCACCCUUAAUCACCGCAGAAGUAGUAUGGGACCAGCUCCUACUCCAAAACCAAGCGGAUAUGUUAAUUUCCUGGAUUCGUAUAACAUACUCUCCAACCCUUCCAACGAAUUUAAGUAUCUCCGAAGACCUCGUACUUGUUCUCCAAUCAUUACCGAUCUCAGAACAAUUUCUGAAUAAGAUUUUACCUUCAAAUCUUUCCUCAGAAAAUAAGGAAAGGAUUCUAAAUGAACUGGCAAAAUUCGGUGUUUUUGUUGGAGAAGAAAGACAUGAUAUUUGUCAAAUUCUUUCUAGAAUUAACUGCGCAGACAAUAUUGUCGAUGUUUACGCAAUUCUAAACCAAAAUCCUUCCUCGAACAUUGAUCUUUCUAGUUUUUUUGAACUUCUGAUCGAUUAUUGCUCAAAAAAUAACCUACUAGUCGUUCUAAAUUCGUGUCUUAAAAAUUUCGACAUUGCUAUUUUAAAGGGGUGUGAUGAACUCAGUCAUUUUCGUUUGAUAACUGAUUUUAGGAACUUGGUUAAAAGUUUUCAAGAAAAAGAUUUAUGUGAUAAUAUUUUCAAUGUUUCUGUAUACCUGUCUGGAGAUAACCUAGAAAAAUAUUUCUGUGAUAAUAGUUUAGUUUUUUUAAGUUUACUGGUAUUUUCUGAAAAUGUAUCUGUCCAGAAAACUCUGGCAGAGAAAUCCUUAAUUUUAUAUAACGUGGAUUUAUACCGUCCUUUAACAAACCUUUUCGAAUCCACAACUUUCUUGGGUGACUUAUACAGAAGAAAAAUAAAUAAGGUAACGUGCAAUUUGACAUAUUUCGAUUUACUAAAAAAACAUCAUGAAUUAGACCCGACUAAAAUAUUUUCUUAUAAGUUUGAAAAUAAACCUUUACCGAAUUUUAAUUCUUUUAGUUCGGAACAAUGUGAAGUAUACUCAAAAAAAAUCAACUACACGUUUUAUUUAAAACUAUCUCGUCCUAGCAUGGCCAGUAAAUGUUUCUUCCUCGAUAUCCUGAAAGGAAAUAUAGUUAUAAACGACGAAAUCAAGAUGAUUGCAAGAGAAAAAGUAUACAAAAUAGCUGUCUCUAGUUUUGACAAUAUUUCUUUAACCACUUCUUGUGUUUCGUUUCUUGAAAUGAUCGGAAUCAGUUCGGAGUUUUUGCGUGUUAAUUUAGAAGCUGCUAAUGUUUUGUUUCGUUCGAAUCCGGAAUUUGAGAUCGUUUCCAUGUUUUUGAAUGCUGAAAAAAACUCUCGUUUAAUUCAAGCUCUUUUGGAUGAGACUAUAGUAGAAAAUAUCGAUUUUACAAAAAUGACAGUUUCUGGAAAAGAAUUCGUGCAAGCCUCAAAACUAUACGAAAUAGUUAUAAAAUUCAGUGAUCUACACCAACUACCUUUGCCAGACUUGUUCUUAACGAACCUCUCUCAGCACAACCUCUGGUAUCCGUUCCUGCUAUACGCCCAGAUGAAGAACUACCCGGUGGACCAAAUAAAGACGUUGUGUUCCAACUUUAAAAACCCGAGUUUGCUGGAACAUAUAGUUCAUAGUGUUAUGCACGAUAUCAAGGUGAACGAGGCGAACGUUCUGAUGGGGGAGAGGGAUUCGAGGAGCUAUUUCCUGUCGAAGCUGGGCGUGAGGAAGAUGUUGGAGGCUGUUUCCGAGAAGGAUUCGUUAUAUUCCAGGUCUACGUAUAGUGGGGCUAGUUUCGAGAGCAAUCUGAGCUCGUUCGAGUCGGAUAAUUUGGAAAUCGAUAUUACCAACACCAAGGUUACGCUACUGCAAAUUUUGAUUCGAUGCCAUAACAGUACGGAUCCGCCGAAGGCCUUGUUGCAAGCUUGCUACUUUUACAAAAAUCCUUUGUUGGCCAUACUUGCAACUAGUUAUGAGCCUGAUUCUUUCAUCACCAACUGGUUAACUUGGUUAUGCGUAUCUACCAACUUAUACGAGGCAUUUUCGAAUUUAGAAACCAACCUCACAAACGCAAACUUUGUCUCCAACCUGCUGAACAAAUGCAUGAUUAACAGAUACCCUAGAUCGCUUUUAGAAAGCCUAAUCGUUUUUCUACCUGGUAACCCUCUUACACUAUUUUUAGAUUUCUUGAACAGUUUGAUCAAUAAAAUUGAUCAUUUAGAAUACCUUGUUCCUAAGUUGAUGAGAUUUAAGAGUUUGAACACUGCUAGACGUGCCAGUGUUAUUAGUCAAACAGAUUAUGAAAUGACGUAUCUUAAGAACAGAAUUUGGAUUGAAAAUACAGCCGUACAACUCUUGUAUUCUGCGAUCAUUUAUAAUAGCAAUUCAUAUUUUGAGCAAAUAGAAUACAUGUCUGUAUUAUGCCAGAUAAAUAUUAAACAAUAUUUUGUCAGUGAGAUUUGUGAUUUUAUAAUUCUCUAUGAUAUAUUAGAGCUUCUUUUUGAUACUACAAUCAAGCUGAAUAUCGCACAUUAUCUUGAAGAAACUAACCGAGAUGAGGAGGUUCAAGAUUGUAUUAAUAAGUUACUUAAGCAAGAACUUUUUGAUAAAGCCCUCAAAAUAUCAAGGGUUUGUAAUUUUGAUACUAACUUAAUUGUGUUAAAAAAAUGGGAAAAUAAAUAUAGGCACAAUAACAGUUCUAUUCAAGAGUUUUUAAGGUUAUGUAAUGAAGAUUUUAUUAAAGAAAAAUUAUCUGCAGACUGUGCUAUAUCAUUUUUUAAUGAAAGAACUCCAGCUAAUGAUGUAGAAAGAUACUUUCUGUUGAAAUCCUCGCACAAAUGGGCUUUAGAUCACGAUCUGACUGACAAAUACGAGCUAGAAAGAAAGAAAAUUCUGGCUUUCAUAGAUUUUCCAGAAAAUGUCUUACCCAUAGAUGAGUUAACUUUGUUUGAGAACCACAACGGUCACAUAACCUACAAGGAAAUGUUAAAAUUACUCGAGAAAGUAUACCCGGCUCAACAAUGUGUAGCUAGUGAUUCUAUGGAUAAAUUGGAUUCGCUCUUGGCCAAGUUCUUGGAUCGUGGAAAUUUCUGGAUGGCUGUUAAAUUGGAAAAGAUAUUCGGUUGCGAUAAUACUAAUACUGAUAUACUAAAAUUAUGCCACGAAUUGGCUGAGGAUAUAGUCUCGCCCACACAGUUAAAUGAGUACCAUAAACAAUUGUUUUUCAAGUUUAAGGAGUUUCCUAGGUUAAGUUAUCGAAGAAACUUGACGUUUAGGAAUGUGAGCGUUUCAUCAGAUAAGAAUUAUUUAGAGAUGAUUCAGGAAAAUGAUUUUAAUAAUCCGCUCUCUCAGGAUACUUUGAUAUUAAUCCAUGCCCUAGUCGAAAAUUUAACCCAUGGUGUGGAUUUAGGAUAUAACAUAUUUAUGAAGUACAGAAUUUGUCGAAACAUUGAGCUCCCUUAUGAUAUCAUAGUCUCAAGUACUGAUCACAUUAAUAUGCUGAAGUGUGCUUUACAAGAGGAUUGUGCCAAUAAGCUAGAUGUGGUACACGAUUUUCUCAAAGUGUUCCAUUGGACCAAAGAUCAGAUAAAUGACUUUGUGUGUGAGCAGUUUGUGAAUUCUGCUUCCAAUUAUUCUAAAUCCAAAACAGCUAGUUAUAUCAUGUGGGAUGUUAGGAUGGACACCAACUUUGACGUCAUUCUCAAGCUCCUUAAAGACGAAUGUUAUACACUGGGAUAUAAGUUAUAUAAUUAUGCAGUUGCAGUACAUGAACAACAGGUUACUGCUGAACUAAAUUUUAAAAUCAGCGAAAUGUCUUUAGUGGUUGAACUUUUAAUAGCAGCCCAUUCCUGUUUUACGACAGAUUGCAAUAUGGAAGGAAUUUCUGUUAUUUUAAGAAAGUGCAGGACAGUAAUUUCACAUCUAUUGACUGUACGAAGUUGGAAACUUAUAGUCAGAUUGUUUACAGGGGUAGCAAGAUAUACAGAACUGAAUUUUGUUUUCGACAUUUUAAAAGAAAACCAUCAGUUUGAGUUUCUUUUAAGCAAAGGAUCAAAGAGAGACAAUCAAUUGAGGCAGGCUAGUUUCGAAUAUCUUAAAAAGCACUGUCCUGAAGACAAAGAACUGUACCGAUUGGUAGCGAUUCACUUUAAUAUGUGUUCGGAAAUAGCUAGCGUUUAUGAGAGGGAAGGCUUGGCUCACAUUAAACAGUUAGUGAGCGUUAUUAAGACGGAUCCUGUAAAUGCUGCUUGUGCUACAGAUAAUCAACAAUUGUCUUUAAUUGGCAAGAACGAGACCAGUAGCUUAUUACUACAUAAGGCACUGGAUUGUUACGUGUUAGCCGCAGAAUACCACGUGGAAGGGCAGAAAUUAGCAAAAGGGAUGGCGGCAGCUAAACAGGCUGAAUUAAUUGCACUCCAGAAGUCGUUAUUGAACCCUCUAAAUCCCAACGAACAAGCCAUAUGUUUGUUUGAUCUCAAUACUGCACAAAUAGCGUCACUUAUUUCUACAAAGUUUAACUUUUAUCAAUCUAAUAUUAUCACAGAAGCCUAUAAUUACAUCCCCGACUGGCCGACUGUCAUUUUCGAACAAACCAUUAAAGAAAAUCGCUUAGAUUAUUUCGACGCUUUUAUGGAAAACAUCGGAAUUAACGAACAAUUCGUUCAGGAAGUUUCUAGAAAAUAUUCGACCAGCAAUUUGAAAGGGGUUAUGUGCCAUAAAAACAUGGCCUACAUAAUCGCAAGCUUGAAAUCGAUUCACGUCAAAUAUCGACUGGCUAGCGAGCUGGGAUUCACCGAUCUGGUGGAAGAGUUGAUCUCGACAGGACAAAUCUCUUAUUUGAGAGAUACUGUAUGGAAGAAAGGUUAUAAAAGUUAAAAAUAUAUUUUUGUUCCUGAGAAUAUGACAGUAGUUAUUAAUGAAACAGGCCAUAGAUAAAUGAAACAGGUUUAGAUUGGAAAGUGCCCAUAAGGACGAUGUAAAUACUAUUUGGCGCUGUUCUUGCAGCGGAUGCGAUCCACAGCUUUUGAUAAUUUCAGAACGGUUUGGCAGUUUCUGAAAUUAUAUUAUCGGAAAAUAUUUUUUAUUCAAAUUUAAUGUUACUUUUUUUAACUUUUAUUAAUAAAAUACACUGUAUUAUAUAUAUAAAAAAAAAAUUCAGACACGUAUAGGGAAUAUGCUAGAAAAUACAUGUUUUACGUGCUCUAUACUAAAGUGUGAUGUCCAUAAACAAUAAUUAAAAUAAUAGUUUUAAUAUGUGUUAUUGUGUUUUGUCCAGUUUUAACAAUUUUUAAUUCUGUAGGAAUCUACGUUCAAG